Penaeus monodon (black tiger shrimp) is the source of this 2986-nucleotide messenger RNA. Its product is annotated as zinc finger protein 286A-like. The record is from RefSeq and is a predicted model, not a curated record. NCBI's taxonomy places the organism in Eukaryota, Metazoa, Arthropoda, Malacostraca, Decapoda, Penaeidae. Gene Ontology annotation, molecular function: DNA-binding transcription factor activity; RNA polymerase II cis-regulatory region sequence-specific DNA binding. Gene Ontology annotation, biological process: regulation of transcription by RNA polymerase II.
GGAGAAAAAAACCCCAAUGUAUUUUCUUGCAAACAGAAGGCCAGGAAGCAGAGACUCAUGAGACUCCUACUGGGCUCAACAUCACUGAGGAAAUUGUAGGUAGUUUAACGACAAGCACCACAUCAAGGAGGAAUGCAGAAGAUGUUACAGCUUUCAUCAGUCUCUCUUCGGGGCAAGUUGAGGAACCCCGUGACCGGCUGGAAGGGGCUGUGAUCACCAUUGCAGAGACAGUGGAGCAGCAGUCAGGAGUAGGUGUAAACACCAUAGAGAAUAUUGAGAUUGAUGUCUUAGCUGCUAGUGAUGAGAAUGCAGAUGUACAGAAAGCCAUAUUAUCAGAGAAAGGGAAGGAUGAACCAAUCCAUGGUGUGAAAUCUGACUCGGAAGAAUCCAGACCUGUAGCCAAGAAGACAUCUUUAAGGAACCAACCUUCAAGCAGUGCUAAGAAUGUAGUUGUUAAAUCUCUAACUGAAAGGGCCAAAAAUUACAAGAAGAAAGAAGAAAAGGCAAAAGAGCUAACAUUUUUAGGAGAGGGAAAUGUGCCAGUAAAUGCCACUGAGGCUGAAGACAACGAAUAUAUGCAAGAAUGUGACAGACAGAAGAAAGAGGAUUAUAUGCUGAGUUUGACAGCAUGGACUAAAAGAUUGCCUGCUUUAGGAAAUGGUGUUUUGGAGCCUUUUAAAAAAGUAGAAGCCACUUUACACAAGGACCUAAGUGCAGAAUUAGGUAUUGAGACAGACAAAGGCAUUUUCUUCAGUCUCCACCAGCAAGGAGUAGCAAAGGGUGUGAGGGUGGUAGAGACCGGGCCUGAACAAAUUGUCGUGUCUGGAUCUCUGGUAGAGCUCUUGGCAUCUAGAGAUAUGAUUUUAUCAGAAAUAGAGAAGAUCAAAGGCACUUGUUCUUUAUCUACUUCAGUACCUUCAAAUGCAAGUAAAACGUGUGAGGUUGGUGUUAUGUGUGAAUUGAUACCCUCACCCCCUUCAGCUCGUUAUGCCUCGUCUGUGGGUUUAGAUAGAUCUGCACGUCGUUAUCAUUCCGUCCUUUCCCGCCCGAUAUCUCCAGAGCCCCGCCCACAGCGUAAACGAUCCCGUAGACAGUUAUCUUUAGAAUCAAAAUUGAAAAGCACAGAGAAACAGGAGGAUGUCUCCCAGAGAAGGCCAGAUAGAAGCCAAAGCCAGCGGUCAGAAAGUCAAACACUAAGAACUUUGAAAAUUAAACUUGAAAAAGAUCAUGAGGAAAAACAAACAGAGGAAGACUACCUUGUGCCUAAAGAAAGCAAUCACAAUGUUGAAAUUCUUCUCGGAGACUUAAAGAUGGAACCAGAGUGUGAUGAAACAAUAAUUGUGAGUAGUAUAAGUAAUUCUGAUCUUGGAGAGGAAUCUCAUGAAGUUGAAAGCAUCAGCAAAUCAAAUUCCCUUAUAAUGCAUAAAGAUUGUGAUGGUUAUGUGCUGCCUUUAGUUAAUAAGGAUAUCAGUGUGAAAAAUGUUGAGGGAAGAGGACAAGAGUUGAUGAGACGUUUAGAAGUGGAGUCAAGCAACAAGGAAAACAUUAAAAUGGACAAUUCUCAGUUCCUGUACAAGCCAAAGGAACAAGUGGAAAAUGAAGAGGAUUUAGAUAUGGAAGUAGAAGACCACAAAAUCAUUUGUGAACCAGAAAUCAAUAUGUCUGAAGACCAGGAUGAUGACCUAACCAAAGGCCAUUCAGCAGAGGAGGUUAAGUUCAAGUUCUCGUGCCAAAUCUGUUCAUAUAAGAGCAUGAGAGAGAACCACUUUGUUAAACACAUGAAGCUUCAUGACAAGGGUAUUGCAUUGUAUAGAUGUAAUGAAUGCUCUUUUGUGUCCAUUCGGGCAAGUCAUCUGCGUCGGCACAAGAUGUCUCAUGCACAGCAAGUCCUCAAUUGCCACCUUUGCAGCUACACUUGUGAUGAACAAAAAUUGUUAGCCAAGCAUGUCCGAGUAAAGCACCAGACUCCCAAGCCAAAACAAGCUACUCAUUCCGAAGAGAGGUCUUUCCUAUGUGAAGUGUGUGGGGCCUCCUUUAAGACACGAUCUGUCCAGCGCAAUCACGUCCAGACCAUACAUCGUCGACCUCGGUCGUUCACCUGCCCGUCUUGUGAGAAGAAAUUCAAUACCAAGUAUGCCUUACGUCGUCACAUGAAACAGCAUGACACAAGUCUGGAGGAUGCAGAAGUUUUGACCGGUGGGAACAAUGAGUUGAGACUUUGUGACCUUCAGCCAAGAGGCUCUUACGCCAGCACUAGGGAGAGGACCCCCGCGGCGCCCUCCCCUACCAAUCCCCCACAUACAGGGUCCCCCUCCAGGACCCUGCUCCCCCCGCCAGCCGCCCCUCCGUCUGCGUCCGCCUACCAGAUCACCAUCGACGGGCAGCCGGCCUUUAUCCUGCCCCACCUGGACGGACAACACGCAGCCGUGUCCGAGGGAGGCCCCGCGCUCAUGGAAGAGAACAACGGCGUGAUCGUGGGCGGAGACAGCCCCGGUGGCUCGGGCCUUCGACGGCUGGCGGGCCAGGGCGCGGCCAGCACGGCCAUCUCUGUCCCUGUCGUGCCAACCACGGUCCACAUUGUCAAUCAGGACCCCCUGUCCUCGGCGUCCGGAGACCUGAUCCUCUCGUCGGAGCAGUACCAAGCAAACCAGGCAGCCUCGGUCGUCGCCUCGGAGCCCCCUUCGUAUGUGGCGCCGGAACACCCAGGCUCGACCCUUCUUUACUUGACAGGGAAUUUCAGUUAGAUCUAAACCAGUGGGAAUGCUGGUGUUCACAUGUGUACAUUUUGUUCAAUACCAUUAAACUGGUUUGAGUUCGGAUCUUGAUCUCAAUAUAUUUUCUUCACUAUUUUCUGCUGAAACUGGUGCCAAUUUAAAUGCAACUGUGUCUGUAUCAGCAUCCUUACAUUUCGAGGAAGUUGACACUCCUCGUCUUUACCAACCUGCCAGUCAAAUUAAGAUACAUUAAAGAAAAUUAAUACAGGAAA